Messenger RNA from Brassica napus (rape), 2579 nucleotides. Its product is annotated as mavicyanin-like. NCBI's taxonomy places the organism in Eukaryota, Viridiplantae, Streptophyta, Magnoliopsida, Brassicales, Brassicaceae. The coding region runs from base 1660 to 2178 and encodes 172 amino acids. The transcript has a single exon. Gene Ontology annotation, molecular function: electron transfer activity. Gene Ontology annotation, cellular component: plasma membrane. The record is from RefSeq and is a predicted model, not a curated record.
UUAUACGAUAAACUUAUUCAUGACUCGAACAAGUACGGAAUAAUAAGUGAGCACUUGAUCUAUACAUUGGACCCAAAAAACAGUUUUAUUAGAUCAUUAAAAAUAAAAGUGCACUUGUCCAAGAAAAUAAAAAUAAUAAAAUGUGAUUUCCUUUUUUUUUUACUAAUAUAAAAGUAAACAACUAAAAAUAUUGGUCAAAAUCCAAAAUCAUUGCACUUGUUUAAUAAUCUUGAAUAUCUUAUGGUAUUUCUCCUGUUCUAAAACUCGGCCGUCCAGCCGAUUUAGCGGCCGAGAAAUUGCUAUAGGUUGAGAAACCGUGGUGAAUUGGAACUAUGCGCUCAGAAAAUUAGGUUUAGAAAAAAAAACUACAUUUUUACUUAUUUGAACCUGUAGAUCUAGUAAUCUCCUUUAUGUUUGUGAAGUUUUGGCAAAAACAAAAGAAAACAAAGAAAAUUGCUAUAAAACGCGUCAAAAUCUGAUAGCAGUCGCGUUUUUAGAGUUGCAGAACCAGAAACCUAAGAGGAAGAUCAUACGUAAAUGACGGUUUUACCCUUCAUUAAAAAAAACCUAAAAAUCACUUAUAAUGCACUCAUUGGUACUUGAAGUCGGAUUGCUUAGUUAAGGUAAAGAUACUUUACCACUGCACCUCACUAUCAUUACAUGUUAAAAAUAUAUGAUAUAUAACCUAAAACAAAUCGCCGAGUAAUUCUCGAUUAAUCCUACUGAGUUUCCGAACAGGGGUAUUUCUACAUAUAACUAUUACUAUUCAAGAAAAAUGAAUCUGGACAGCAGAAGAAACCUAACAAAACUCCAAACUAUAAGAUGUCAUGUUUAAAAUAUAACUUUCUAUCUCUUCUCACUCCUAUACCAUUCAGAGAGAGAAAUUUUCAUUUUGGUGAGUUAGAGUUCUUCUGAAUUUUAACCAGGUGUGUGAUCAUGUGAUUUGACGUAUUAUUUGUGUAAUUAGCAAUUAUUUUUACUCUUUUUAAAGCUCAUGAAUUGCAUUAAUAUCAAAUUGGACUACCAUUUGUUAGUACACUAAGAAUCCUCGCCCCAAACCCAAAUUAGAAAGUCAUUCUUAACUUUAAUCCAAACCGGUUAUCUAAAAUGAGACUUGCAUUUAUGAUUAAUUAUUUUAUAAUAAUAGAAUUACUAUUUUUUGAGAAAUAAUAUAUAGAAUUGCUUAUAAUCUCAAAUAUCUCUAAACCAUGAUAUAGACUUCGCUACUCAAAGAAAAUACUAGAGGCAAGUCAGAUAAAGAGAACAAGAAAAAAAUAAUCCGAUGAAAUUUUUUAAUAUAAUAAACUAUACAAAAACUAAGAAAAUGGGAAUUUUUUUAUCACAUAAACAAACAAAAAAAUGAAAUUUAUAUUGAAGACGAUCAUUGUUUAUCUGUUACGUUUAUACAGAAAAGGAAAGAAAGUACAAAAACUAAACAUCAUUAAAAAUAUCCAAAUAUUCAACAAUUUCCCUUUUUUAUUGAGAUUGUGUAUAGUUGAUUAUCUUAAUUUUUCCUUAUCUUGGAAUCCUCGGUUUCUAUAUAAACACAUGUAUAGGGGAACUAGAUUUUUCACAAAACAAACUCAAUCACUUCUCCAUAAGAUAUCUACCAAACUUUUCUCUCGACUCUAAAAAUCAAGAAUCAAACAACGAUCAAUUAUGGCUUGGAUCAAUAGCAAACUUUUCUUCACUUCUCUUAUGAUUCUUGUGGCACUUAUGGGGGUUGGAGUAGGAGGAACGGUUCACAAAGUCGGCGACUCGAGCGGAUGGACCAUGAUGGGUGUGGAUUACCAAGCUUGGGCUUCUUCAAGAACUUUUCAAGUAGGAGACUCACUGGUCUUCGAAUACAACAACGAGUUCCACGACGUCACUGAAGUCACUCCCCAUGAUUUCGAGCUAUGCUACUCGUCUAAUCCGUUGGCGAGGUACCAAACUGGAUCAGACACGGUAACUCUAACCAAACCAGGAUUUCAACACUUCAUAUGCGGAGUUCCUGGUCACUGCGACAUAGGACAAAAGCUUGGCAUCCUCGUCUUCCCGGUCUCGUUGGGUCCAGUGGCUGCUCCAGUUCCGGGACCAGUCAGAUCACCAAGCUCUUUUAUGUCUCCUUCACCUUCUCCCUUGGCUACUUCACCAACCAAUGCUCCACAAUAUCAGAUGGGACCAUCACCUCUUUGAAGCACUGUUUCUUUUUCAGCUUGUUGGCUUUGAUCUUUUGUUAUAGCAAUCUUGAUGAUACCUUUAAUUUAUUGUAAUGAAUUUGGUUUGCUUUCUUGUAACUCCUUUUCUUCCAACCGAUUUGUUAAUACAGCUCGAUUUUUUAAAAAGAACAUAAGAGUUACGUAUGAAUCACCAUAUAUUACAAGGUAGCGCUUUUGUUUUUUCAAAUAUUGUUAAAGAAAAGAAAACCUAAGAAAUACUAUUAUAUAAAAAGUAUCAGGAUAAAUUGUUUUGGUUCAUCAAAUUUAUAAAAGUGGUGUGUUGUCAUUUAAAUUACAUAUUUAUACGAUAAACUUAUUCAUGACUCGAACAAGUACUGAAUAAUAAGUGAGCACUUGAUCUAUAUAUUGGACCCAAAA